Messenger RNA from Salvelinus sp. IW2-2015, 682 nucleotides. Its product is annotated as transcription factor mef2A-like. Lineage: Eukaryota; Metazoa; Chordata; Actinopteri; Salmoniformes; Salmonidae. The record is from RefSeq and is a predicted model, not a curated record.
UUGGCCACUGGAUAACAGAGCUCUUACUGUAUCUGAACAAAGGAGGACAUUGUUGAGGUCUCUGGGGUUACCAGCAGAUACGGCAGCAAGAGACUACUACAAGGGCUACCCSAUGGUGGACUACUCCCGCCAUCACUCCUCGCCCCCCACCUUCCAGCCCAUCGCCUUUCACAAGGACAAGCCCUUCCUGCCCCCUCCAGACAUCCACGCCCCACUGGCCAUAACCAUCAACGCUGCCCAGCUCCCCAAGCCCAAGAUCUCCAAGACUAACACCCACCCGCUUACCUCCAGCUCGGCCUUCAAAGUCUGGGACCCCAGUAAGGGCCAUGUCCAGCAUCCAACGGCCUCCCACAUCGGGCAGGCACAGCAGCAGCAUCCGCAGCAUCCGCAGCAUCCGCAGCAUCCGCAGCAUCCGCAGCAUCCGCAGCAUCAGCAGCAUCCGCAGCAUCAGCAGCAUCCGCAACAUCAGCAACAUCAACAACAUCAACAACAUCAACAACAUCAACAGCAGUUACAUCAACAGCCCAACAGCCGCCGGCAGGCCUACUCCAACAAGCGGAAGUUCAGCAUUGAGACGCUCCCAGAACUCUUCUCCCAGCCCCUGGGCUAUGGACAGUCGCCCCACAUGCACCCCAAAAACAAGGGGCUGCCCACCAACAGCAAGACAGAGGUCACAGUCUGA